Messenger RNA from Gambusia affinis (western mosquitofish), 1556 nucleotides. RefSeq names its product wingless-type MMTV integration site family, member 3A (gene wnt3a). NCBI's taxonomy places the organism in Eukaryota, Metazoa, Chordata, Actinopteri, Cyprinodontiformes, Poeciliidae. The coding region runs from base 38 to 1147 and encodes 369 amino acids. Gene Ontology annotation, molecular function: cytokine activity; frizzled binding. Gene Ontology annotation, cellular component: extracellular region. Gene Ontology annotation, biological process: cell fate commitment; neuron differentiation; canonical Wnt signaling pathway. The record is from RefSeq and is a predicted model, not a curated record. The transcript is spliced from 4 exons.
UUUUUACUUCACUCUUUAGUUCAGUUCUGGUGCGCGGAUGAGAGCGCAUGUUGGCGUUCUGCUGAAGAGAUUUUGCGAAACUUUAAGGAUGAUAUACCUUGGAUGUUUCCUGCUGCUGUGUGGGCUUACGCAUGUCAUAGCAAGCUAUCCCAUCUGGUGGUCACUAGCAGUAGGCCACCAGUAUUCAUCAAUAGGUACCCAACCUAUCCUUUGUGCCAGCAUACCAGGUUUGGUGCCAAAGCAGCUGCGCUUCUGCAGGAACUACGUUGAGAUUAUGCCCAGUGUGGCCGAGGGGGUAAAGAUUGGUAUUCAAGAGUGCCAGCACCAGUUCAGAGGCCGGCGCUGGAAUUGCACAACAGUCAAUGACAACUUGGCCAUCUUUGGGCCAGUUUUGGACAAAGCUACUCGAGAGUCUGCUUUUGUUCAUGCCAUUGCCUCAGCGGGGGUUGCCUUUGCUGUGACCCGGGCUUGCGCUGAUGGUUCAGCCACCAUCUGCGGCUGCGACACACGUCACAAGGGCCCCCCUGGAGAGGGAUGGAAGUGGGGUGGCUGCAGUGAGGAUGUGGAAUUUGGAAGCAUGGUGUCCCGUGAGUUUGCAGACGCGAGGGAGAACCGCCCAGAUGCACGCUCUGCAAUGAAUCGCCACAACAAUGAGGCAGGAAGAACGUCCCUCAACGACAACAUGUUCCUGAAGUGCAAGUGCCAUGGUCUCUCAGGAAGCUGCGAAGUCAAGACAUGCUGGUGGUCCCAGCCGGACUUCCGAGUCAUUGGCGACUACAUGAAGGACAAGUACGACAGCGCGUCUGAGAUGGUGGUGGAGAAACACAAGGAGUCCCGCGGUUGGGUAGAGACGCUGAGACCCAAGUACAACUACUUCAAACCACCCACAGAGCGUGAUUUGGUUUAUUAUGAAAGCUCACCCAAUUUCUGCGAUCCCAACCCAGAGACAGGCUCUUUUGGCACCCGGGAUCGCAUCUGCAACCUAACAUCCCACGGCAUAGACGGCUGUGACCUGCUGUGCUGCGGCAGAGGUCACAACACCAGGACUGAGAAGAGAAAGGAGAAGUGUCACUGUAUUUUCCACUGGUGCUGCUACGUCAGCUGUCAAGAGUGUGUGAGAGUCUACGAUGUGCACACUUGCAAAUAGACUUGUAGAGGUUCUCAAGAAUCUGACAAUUGUUUCACAGGUUUCUACCUGUGAAACAUGUGUCGUAUAAACACACACAAAUGACUGUGUGUUCUAUGUGGGGAUGCUACGCAGAGCUAGUCUCUGCUCAAAUCAGCUGAAAGUGUUGAACAUGUAUCCAUACUGAGAGCAUCCUUCAUGAACUACAAUGCUUCUAUCUAUGUUUUAAAAGGUUUUCAUGCUGAAGUAGGAAUAAAAGACUGCUGACAAAUUAACAAACACCAUAUUGGUGUUUCUCUUUCAUGUCAAUAGUAGCUAUUUCUGUCAAGAAUUAAACAGCAAUGCCAUUGUUAUCAUCAAUGUUUAAUCAUCUUUUGAUUUUGACAAAAAAAAAAAAAAACUUUACGUUACAAGAUGCUCAACAGCAUGC